Molecule: messenger RNA, 659 nt
Organism: Trypanosoma grayi
Lineage: Eukaryota; Euglenozoa; Kinetoplastea; Trypanosomatida; Trypanosomatidae
Exons: 1
Source: RefSeq, a predicted model, not a curated record
AUGGAGAGCAUCUGUACAACUCUCGUUGCUUCGGUGCUUUGGCCCACCGCACCUCGUGGAGCAGCCACCAGAAGCACAGAGACCACCAGCCCCAUGCAUACGUGCAGGCAGCAGUCCACCCCACCAGGGUGCAGUGCUCGCCGCCCCAUAGUCACCGGUCGAAGCAGCGGCUUCGUGGCGUUCAGAGUACCUUCCCCGGGCGACUGUGUCUCCCAUCACAAAUACAACAGGAGGGACAAAGAAAUAGAUAGAGCGGCGCAAGUGCGACUGGUGGCAGCCCACACAGCGCACUCAGCAGCAGCAAAAGACGGAUCGAGUGGGAGGCCACGCAGCGAGCCCCUUCAGUGGGGCACACAGCAGCUGGGUUCAUGCUGCCGCCCUGCUGGGGUGGAGGACCGGCACCUCAGCCGCCAGCACCGCAGUGCGCGCAACGCACACUAUGCACCGCUCCGCUGUCGCCGCGCGCCCACCGCCACGUCGCCGCGGUGCCAGCACCACCCGUCACGUCGCAGAAGCGGUCCGUCACACCCGCAGGCUCCGGGCAGCGCAGACAUGCCGCACAACAAGGCACACGCCACGGCCACCAUUCGUCUGCGGUCGUGCAUAUCGGCAGCGCAGACGCGUGCGGGGGCGGGGGCGUGCCGCCACACUACACCGCC